Emericellopsis atlantica is the source of this 1662-nucleotide messenger RNA. RefSeq names its product putative GprK-type G-protein coupled receptor protein. Bases 1 to 1662 code for a protein of 553 amino acids. NCBI's taxonomy places the organism in Eukaryota, Fungi, Ascomycota, Sordariomycetes, Hypocreales, Bionectriaceae. The transcript has 4 exons. The record is from RefSeq and is a predicted model, not a curated record.
AUGCAUUCGACACGCGAGAGCCAGGAUGGGGAGCUCCCCACGAGCGUGUCAGUCGAUGGGCUCGGCACCUUCUACAUCUGCUUCUCCGUCUUCUGGACGCUGGUCCUCAUCGGAGGCAUGCUCUUCCUCCACCUCAACCGGCGCAUGCCGAUGCUGCGUAUCCGUGGCCUGUCUCUUUCCUUUGGUGCCGUUAUCCUCCUCCACAUGUACUGGAUUGCCGUCCAGCUGGGAUACAUCUAUGGACCCUUGAUGGCACCGGGCGUCGAAUUCUGGAUCAUGGGUAUCUGGCUCCCCUUCGGCAUCGCCCUCUUCCACGCCUCCAACUCCCGCUUCCUCUACGUCGCCGAGAUGCAAAAGCGCUUCAUCGGGGACGACAUGAUCUCCGACCGCCGACCCAGCAGCAAGAACAAGUCUCUCAUCCAGAAGUGGCGCUCGCUCGACUACACCACCAAGAUGCUAGCGCUCGUAUGUGGUGGCAUGGGUUUCCAGCUGUUCCUCACUCUCUUCAUGUUCGUCGUUUCACGCAAGUUCCACGAAUCAUUCGGCAUCCCUGGCACCGAAGUUCACGGUACCCCAGUCGAGAAGAAGGCCGCCGCAAGCAUUGGAUGGGAAUGGUGGCCCUCGGUCUUUUGGCAAUGCUUCUGGGCUUGGAUCGUUGCCCCCAUCAUCCUCUGGCGUGCUCGUGGUCUUCAUGAUACACUCGGAUGGAGGGUCCAGACUAUUGGCUGCUGUCUUGCUGGUCUCCACGCCACACCCAUGUGGCUGAUCGGCUUAUACGUUCCUGGCAUGGCAGCCGUCAACAAGUACUGGAUCCCUCCUCAGUGGAUCGCUGUAUCGAUCAUGUUGCUGGAGAUCUUUACCAUUUUCCUGCCCUGCUGGGAGGUGAUCAAGCACCAGAGCCUGCGUCAGGAGACCCUCGAGUCCAUUGCUCGCUGGGAGGCCCGUAAUAAGGGCAACCCCGACGGUUCGAUCUCGACGGACCGCAGCUCGUCCUAUGUGUCGUGGAAGAAGCCUCGCAGGAAGCAAGGCACUUCCAUUUCCAGCUCGUCCAAUAACUCGGUGCUCACAAUGGACGCGCUGGAGCACACCCUCAUCCAAAACCCAGGCCCUCUGCAGAUGUUCUCUGCGCUCAAGGACUUUUCCGGCGAGAACAUUGCUUUCCUGCGCCGUAUUGCCGAGUGGAGGCUCAAGUUUUACGCCGUCAAGGGCAUUGAUCGCAAGAUGUCGGUCAUGUCAGAGAAGAAUGUGCCUACCAGCCCGACCCAGCAAGUCGACAUCCGUGCCUCCUUUGAGGAGGCGCUGCGCAUUUACAUUGACUUUGUCAGCUCUCGGGGGGCCGAGUUUCAGGUCAAUCUGUCUUCCACAGACUGCAAGAAGCUGGCUGGCAUCUUCGAGCAUGCCGCGCGGAUUGUGUACGGCGAUGUGCAGACACCGGACCCCGCGACGCCCUUUGAGACGCCAGGUUGGAGGGCUGAUGACAACCCUGUCGCCAGUGUCCGCUAUUGGGGCGAGAUUCCUGAGGAGUUCAACGGGGACGUCUUUGAUGAUGCCGAGAUGAGCAUCAAGUACCUUGUGCUGACCAACACAUGGCCCAAGUACGUCAAGGCCAGGCGGUCGAUGGACUCGGUCGAGAGUCUUGAGGCCAAUUCGACUUCAGUAUAA